CAGGUUUUUCUUUUAUGUUAUUUUUCUUUUUAAUAAUUUAAUUAGCAGCAUCUUUCUCCAAAAAAAAAAAUAGUAGCAAUUAUCUUAAUAAAUAAAUAUUAAAUGUUUUCAUCAUUCACUGAGACUGCUAGUUCGUUAUAAAAGCCGAAUAGUAGGAGUGAAGAAGCACAAGCACACCUGCUAUUGCGUAAUCUAUUUCUCACUUUGCUCCUUAUUUUUGUCAUUCGCAUUCUCUUUCUUUAUUGUAUUCUCGACUUGUAACUUUCAGUCUCCAUUAACUAUGGAUGGUCUACUACCGUCACUCGUUACUGAACUCUUGAAGCAGUUGGGUUCAUUCGCAGCCCAGCAGGCUCUACAGGAGCUACUGUUGCUUGUUGGAGUUGAUGAAGAAAUCGAAAAUCUUCAAUACAAUUUCAAAAUGGUCCAGGCGAUGCUCAACAAGUUCGAGGAAAGACGACUGAGGGAUGACGCUGUGAAGCUUUGGUAUGAUAAGCUCGAAGAUGCAUACUACAUGAUCGAUGACGUGUUGGACACCUGGGAAACUGCAAAGAUCAAAUUACAAAUUCCGAAAGAAGAAGGAGAAAAAGCUGCUCAUAGUAACGCUCCUGCCCCCCCUGAGAAAAAAAUGAAGAAGGUAUGGUCCUCCUUUCCCUCUCCAUCAUGUUGCUUUCGUCAAGUUGACAAUGUUUCUGUUCGUCAUGAGGUUGGUCACAAGAUAAAAAAACUGAAUGUAACAUUAGCUAAUAUUCUCCAAGGCAAACAGGAGUUUGGGAUUGACUUGAAUAGUCAACCUGAAAGAGUUGAAAGACUAGAAAUUACGUCCUUUGUGGAUGUUUCUAAAAUAGUUGGCCGUAACGAGUACAAGGAUGAUCCACUGAACAACCUAUUAGGCGUGGGUAGUCAACAAGAAAGCAAUCCUCUGGUCAUCUCCUUAGUGGGUGUAGGUGGUAUAGGAAAAUCAACUGUUGCCAAACUCGCCUAUAAUGAUUCAAAAGUAAGAGAUCAUUUUCAGAAACUAAUGUGGGUUAGUGUUUCUGAUCCUUUCGAUCAGUGCAAGGUUGCCAAAGCAAUCAUCCAGGAGCUUGCCCCUACACAUGAAUCCCUCAAUAAUACCACUACUACAUUGCAAGCUCUAUUGUGUAUAGUUUGUGAUUUGAUUAAGGACAAAAAGUUCUUUCUUGUCUUUGAUGAUGUGUGGGCUAAAGACGUCCCCAAAGAGUCUGAAAAGUGGGAGCCUUUCAAAGAUGCUCUAACACAUGGUGCCCAAGGUAGCAGAAUUCUAGUCACCACACGUAAUAAGGAUGCUGCCCACAUGAUGGGGAGCACCAAAACCCACAUAAUCAACUUAGGGAAUUUAUUUGUUGAUGAUUGUUGGUUGAUUAUUAGGAAAAUAGCAUUUAUUGAUGAAAAUAUAGAUCAACAUAAGGAUCUUGAACCCCUAGGUAGACAACUAGCAGAUAAAUGCCAUGGCUUGCCGCUUGCAGCAAAGCUUAUAGGGGGUUACAUGCACGAAAAGAGAAUAAAAGAACAGUGGGAGAAAGUUUUGGAAAGUAGUUUGUGGGAUUUAGAAGAUGUUGAAAAAGGUCUUUUGGGACCAUUGUUGUUGAGUUAUUAUGAAUUGUCCUCAGUAGAGAAACAAUGUUUCUUAUUUUGUGCUAUCUUUCCAAAAGAUCAUGUCAUUAAUAGAUUUGAGUUAAUCAUCCAUUGGAUGGCACAAGGAUAUAUCAACUCAAAAGGAAAUAGGGAGAUGGAAGACAUAGCGGAAGAGUACUUUGAAAAAUUAGCCAUGAGCUCUUUUUUCCAAGAUUUUGAGAAAGAUGAGAAUGAUGGUAGAAUUAAAAGUUGCAAAAUGCAUGAUAUUGUGCAUGACUUUGCACAGUCAUUGACAAAAGAUGUAUGCUUCACAAUUGAAGGUAAAGAAGAGGUUAAGAUAGACUUUAAAAGGGCUCGACAGUUGUCAUUAAUAGUUAAAGAAACAUUUUCUGAGUCUAUCUAUGAAGCGAAAAAUCUACGCACUCUCUUUCUUCAUUCUCAUGUCCACUCUGAGUUUAACAUGCACAAAUCCAAAUCAUUCGACCAUUUUAGAUGUUUACGAACAUUAAUUUUGGUUGGCCCAUUUACGAAACUUCCGGAUGCGGUGGAAAAUUUGAUACAUUUAAGGUGUUUCCAUAUGUAUGGGAAUGUUAAAAUAGAAGAAUUGCCUGAAACCUUAUGUAAUCUUUGUAAUUUGCAAACUUUGAAUAUUGAUAAUGGUGCAUAUAUCAAGAAAUUACCACAGGGGAUGGGUAAACUAAUUAACUUAAGACAACUUAGAAUUGACACAAGUUGGCAUGGUGGGCACACAAUAAAAUUUCCAAAUGGGAUUGGGAAAUUGACUUGUCUUAGAACAUUAAGUCAAUUCUACAUCAGUGGUAAAGACGAUAAAGAAGGAUGUAAACUUGGAGAAUUAAAAAAUUUGAACCAACUUCGAGGGAGCUUUAAAAUGCAUGGGUUGGGAAAUGUGGUAGAUGUAGGGGAGGCCCAGAAUGCACAGUUGAAGAAGAAGAUACAUCUCCACAAUUUGGUACUAAAUUUUUUGGGUGAAGGUCAAUUCUUACAGGAAGAGGAAUUAAAAGAGGAAGAUGAAGAGAGUAGAAGAAGAAUGGAGAGUGAUGUGGCAGUUUUGAAUGCCUUAGAACCACCUUCACACUUGGAAAAAUUAUCAAUUACUAGAGUCAUGAGCACCACAGUGUAUACUGAUUGGAUGACGUCCUUGACCAAUUUGAAAAGUCUUAAUAUCGAUGGGUGCUCUCAGCUAGAGUGUUUGCCACCUUUGGGGAAGUUGCCGUUGCUGAAAGAAUUAGAAAUAUGGGGUGCACCAAAUGUGAAAAAGUUGGGAGAUGAAUUUUUAGGAAUAGAAUCCGAAAACAAAAGCAAGAAAGACGACUGCCACAUCAUAAAUAUAUUCCCAAACCUGAGAGUUCUCAAAAUUAGCUAUAUGAAGAACUGUGAAGAAUGGAUUGGGAUGGGUGGAAAGAGAGAAGAAGUGGAAGAAGAAAAAGAUAGUGGUUUGGUUUCAGUUUCACAUCCAAUAAUAAAAAUAAUGCCACGGCUUGAAAGCCUAACAAUUAAAGGCUGCCACAAAUUAAAGUGUCUGCCAGACUACUUGCGUACUACUCCAUUACAGAAAUUAUUCAUUUCUAAAUGUCCAAUUCUCAAGCAACGUUGUAAAACAGAGAGAGGAGAUUACUUGCCCAUUAUUUCUCACAUCCCAAGAAUCAACCUACGAUAAAGUAACAAUCAACCCCAGUUUGAUUCAAACAAUCAGUCAGAGUAUGAGGAGGAUGGGGCUGAGUAUGAGGCGGAUGAACAAGUGGAAGUAGACAUUGAUGAGGGGGAUUCGUGAAGCGGACUGAUACAUAUCAUGAGAUUGGGUUGUAAGAGUAAGCAAGGGGUCAUGAAUUUUAGCUACAAGUAUAGUUUUUUUGAAUGAUGAUACUGAUAGAGAAGAGGAAUAUAAAGCCUCUUUUUUGAAGCUUGGGGUGACCUUAAAUCUCCCUUUUGCAACAUUAUAUUUACUCUUACGUUAGAGCCAAAAGGGUCAAUUCCUCCCCAGCCUCACAGUGCAGUGAAAUCAAUUUAAAUGGUGGAAGAGCUUGAUGUGAAGAUGAUUUUGACAUCAUAACGACCACAUCCAGUACCUGCAAUACUGUUCAUGUUGCAGUUGAAAAUCAUAUCAACUUUGGGAUUUGUGCUUUAAUGAUGAUAGUGUUUGACACAAAUAUGAAAUUUGAUGUCAAAAGAAUACAUGAUCCAAAUGGUGUUGACUAAAGAGGCCUUUGUUCUUACAUGAGGAGGAUAUGGAACUUUUAUGCUUGAAAUACAUUUUCUCUGACACCAAAGGUCUGUGUAAUUAAAGGAGGCGGAACCCAAGAAAUGGCUUCUAUGAUUUUUGAGGAAAUUAGGAGGGGUGGGCUUACGGUUGAGGUGGUUCAAAGAACUAUUCCUGCAGCCAAUGUUCAAUCAUAAAGAUUUAGAGUGGUUUCAGUGACAUCAAGUUAAUGGGCCACUACAGUGGAGUAGCAGAAGGGCAGGAAGGACUUCAGUGGUUUGUAAGGAAUUUUGGAGGACGACCCUCAAAGUUGUUGCGGCUGGACUUCUAAAAUCAUUGACCAUUUCACAAUAAUUGGAACUCUGAUCAAAGACCAAUCCUCCGGUCUUUACAAAUGGCAUAAGACUAACAAAUGAACACAAACCACUUACAAUGGAUGAGAAAGGAAGAUCAAGAUCAAUCUCAAAGAGAAAACCCCAUCUUGGUGGUCACAGAUUUUGUUGUAGAAAGAAAAAAGCAUGAACCUGAAACUACAAGUCAUAAAGGAAAGUGGGGACAGCAAGGCUGACCAGUUAUCAGACAAUGACUCUCAAAAUAUGGUACACACUAUACUUUCCCCUUAACUCCUGUUUUGUUUGUUCAAUUGACAAAAGAAAACUUAUUUUUGCUUAUCCUAUGCAUGAAUGUCUUUGAUAGCUCUGUUUUGUGAUAUUGAUUAGUGCUAUAAUGCUGGGUUACUUUUAUGCUCCUCAUCGUGCUUAGGAAGUAAUAAGUUGAUUAUUUUCUAUUGAUUUUGAAGUUUGUUAAUGUAGAUCAACUUGGAAUAAGAUUAGGGAAAAGCAUUCAGUUGUUGAUUGGAGGGCUUUGGUUUGGUUUUUGUUUCGGCUGCUAUUUGCAAGCAAUGCCUUCAUUUCUUGGCUAACUGUCACGGAUAAACUUCCCACUCUUGACAUGGCUGGUAAUUGAGGAUACAAUUCUGAUCUCAUUUGUGUGUUCUGUAGGAGAUAUCUAGAGUCCAGAAAAGCAGUUGAAUGACUGGAAUUCUCUCUUAUGCUGAAAUAUUCAUUCCUUGAAAGUCAUAACUAUUGUUUGCAAGUUAGCUUGGGCUGCCUUCAUUUUUCAGAUAUGGCUUCAUGGAAAUGCUAGAGUUUGCAAGGUGUGCAAAAUGGUAAUUUUUGGCUGAUGGGGUAUAUCAGUUUCUGUUUUAGAGUAAAAGCGUUGUUGUUUGUGUGUUUUGCAGCGGUUUGCUGUUUGUGUUGUGUUCUUGUUUAGAGUAGCCAUGUUGGUUGUUUCUAUGUUCUGCAGCAAUUUGUUGUUUGUGUUGUGUCAAGGUUGAACUAUUUUGUGAUAUCUUUGCUUGAUUUGUCUUGAAUUUAUCUCAUUCUUAAAAAAAAAUUGUCUGUUCUACUAGUCGCCCAAAAAAUUUUAUUCUGACUAUGCUUUGGAUUGCUUAGAUGAUAUGUCUCAUCCAUCCCUUCUUUAAUGGUUAUAAUUUUAAAUUCCUUUUUGCAUGUUAUAUCUCCUUGAAAUAGAGAUUUGACUUUUAAGAUUGAUAUCUAUUUUGGAGCAUUUUAAUUGUUGUCCAUUGCAAUUUAAGUAUUUUAUAAAUAUGCCAUCAUUAAGCUUCUUACUUUGAAGUUCUAAAUUUCUAAUUGAUGCUUGUAACCUUGAAUAAUCCCUGUGUGGAAGAUGUUGGGCUUCUUAUCCCUUACCUUGCAAAUCUGCCUCCAAGAAAUAAUGUGCGUGCAAAGCCCCACUCAAACUUUAUGCAAGAUUGAUAGAAAGAGCCCAUAGAAAGUGAUAAUGUCAAACAGAAUGGCGAGGCCAAUGAAGUUAAAGAUCAGAUCAUCGGGGCUUCUUUAUUUCUCCCAGCCAGAAGAAACAAUCCCCACAUUACAAGGAAUUUUGGAAAGAACUUGGGGAUAUGAACAAAGAUUCUAAACUGCCAAUGAAAUGAGGAUCAUUAAGUUAGUCGCACAAAGUUAUAAGCAUGGAAAAUGGUGUUGUGCACUAUGGUGGUGAGUUUUAUAGUGAUGAUGACUUGCAAAGUUGGGCUUUAGUUUCAUCAUUUGAAGCCUUAAUGUUUCCAUUUCCUCCUCAUCAUCAGGCAAACAUUAAAGUUCAUUGACCAUUGUGUUUUCUGAGAUUGACCUCAGGCAACCACUUAUUUGCAAAGUACCUGAAAUUGAACCACAUGAAACUUUGGGGUUUUGGUACUGCAUAUAAACACAGUUAAAACCUAUUGGAGAAGCACAGUUUUAUAUUGGUGAAAAUUGUUAAGCAAGGAUGCACCUCAGAUAGCCAUAUUCUGGUGCAAGAUAUAUUUGAUAAGCUCCAUUGGUUGCAAAGCUUCAUAUGUUAGAAUAACAAAGCUCCCUACCUAUCUGCCCUACAUCAUUUACCUCGUCUAUAAAUUUUUAUGCCAAGUUCAUAGAUGCAACUAUGCUGAGCGAUGAGGAUCCAUUCAGCAUUGUGAAUGUAGCUUGUCAUGGAUGUCAAGAUGAAAUGAGGUCAACGAGUGAUACACAUGAAUUGGAAACUAGGCAAUUGAUGUUAUGCAUAUCUGUGAGAGAAGUGCUAGUGUGUUAAUAAUGUUCAAUCAGCCAGUGUGGUAUAUGAAUGAUUUGGUUCAUCAUUCCUGGGUGAUUCUCCAAACAAUUUGGGAGGCACUUAGCUAUCUGAUGACACGGGGCAUUCAAUCAGCCAUUAUUCUUACUAGUACUUGAGCUGUUGGCACGUUAUUAGAGUCGGGUCAGUGUAAGGCUGAGGCAAGCAGGGACUUGUGCGCUGUGACAAAGGAUCUUGGCAGUUUACACCUCCCAUUCAUAGUUCUCACAUUUUUUUCUGGUUCAUCAGCGAGCUUUGAAACUGGUCAGCUGCCUAUUGUGAUGCCACAUCUUUUAUACUCAUGGCCCGAAGUGGUAAACCAGCACAUCAAAAUAUAUAAAGGAAAAUCUAAUUAGGGACUGUACAUUGUAUUUACAUUUUUUAUGCCAUUCUCAUACUAUUUUCAAAAUAUUUUUCAUGGGUAUCAUUUUCAUAACUAAGAUACAUUAUAUUUAUACAAAAUUUAUCGCAACACGAAGAGUGAUAUUCAUCUA
This is a messenger RNA of Quercus robur (English oak), 6912 nucleotides long. RefSeq names its product disease resistance protein RGA2-like. Gene Ontology annotation, biological process: defense response to other organism. Gene Ontology annotation, molecular function: ADP binding. The transcript is spliced from 15 exons. NCBI's taxonomy places the organism in Eukaryota, Viridiplantae, Streptophyta, Magnoliopsida, Fagales, Fagaceae. The record is from RefSeq and is a predicted model, not a curated record. The coding region runs from base 281 to 3271 and encodes 996 amino acids.